UACUACUGCUGUGACCUUGCCUUGGACCUGUUGCUAUCUUGUAGCCUAAAGAACCAAAUCCUUGAUGUCACCAAUUUCUUCAUUUCGUCACUGAAGGAGAAGUUGCCAAGACUUCCAGGAUAUGAUCAAACGUCCCCACAAGUAUAAAUAGGAGAGAGCCCUGGAGUUAGUUCAGAGGAAGGAACUGAGAACCCUGGAGCUUAUACUGCUGGAGACCAGAGCUGAACACAGACUUUUCUUUUCCCAGCACCUCCUGAACGUAAGCUCACUAUCGUCAUCAUGAGUCUGUGGAUUUUGUCACUCGGUGCCCUCUUCCUUGUGGACCAGUGUCACUGCAUGUUCCUGGCUAAUAACACCUUCCUGGAGAAUAUAUUGAGCAAAUACAAGGACAGUGCCCCACACUCAAGAAGCAGAAGAGCCAUUUCUAGGUCUGAUAAGGAAGAAAUCCUGCAACUCCACAACAAGCUGCGAGGACAGGUCCACCCAUCAGCUUCAAACAUGGAAUACAUGACAUGGGACGAUGAGCUAGAGAGGUCAUCUGAAGCCUGGGCUCAGCAGUGCAUGUGGGAGCACGGACCUUCCAACCUUAUCAUGUCCAUUGGACAGAACCUGGCAGUGCACUGGGGCAGGUAUCGGACUCCAGCAUUUCAUGUCCAGUCCUGGUAUGAUGAGGUCAAGGAUUACACAUAUCCAUACCCCCAUGAAUGUAACCCCUUCUGUCCAGAACGAUGCUCAGGGCCAAUGUGCACCCAUUACACCCAGAUCGUCUGGGCCACAACCACUAAAGUGGGCUGUGCGGUGAAUGUCUGCAAGAGGAUGAACGUGUGGGGAGAGAUUUGGGAGAACGCUGUCUACCUCGUCUGCAACUAUUCCCCAAAGGGAAACUGGAUUGGUGAAGCCCCUUAUAAGAAUGGCCGACCUUGCUCUGAGUGUCCACCCAUCUAUGGAGGAAACUGCAAAAAUAACCUCUGCUACAAAGGAGACAAGAACACUGGGGCAGUGGAGACUGAUGAAACCAAUGAGAUUGAAUCUCCUCGUAUUCCUGAAGAGACACUGAUCUGGGUGCAUGAAAAGAUCAACAAGCCCAAAGUCGUGCCAAAAACGACGCAGCCAGCCAACGUGAACCUUAUGACUCAAGUCAUCAAAUGUGAAACAAGGAUGAGGGACAAGUGCAAAGGAUCCACCUGUAACAGGUAUUUCUGUCCGGCUGGCUGUGUAAAUAAGAAGGCCAAGAUCUUUGGGACCCUGUUCUAUGACAGUAUGUCCAGCUUGUGCAGAGCAGCCAUACAUUAUGGGGUCAUCGAUAGUAAUGGCGGACUGGUGGACAUAACCCGUAAAGGACAACUUCAGUUCUUUGUCAAGUCCACCAGGAACGGGGUGCAGUCACUGAGUAAAUUUAAACCUGGAAAUUCUUUCAUGGUGUCAAAAGUUACAGUACAGACAAUUGAUUGUUACUCAACAGUAGCCGAGAUCUGUCCUUUUGAGAAGCCAGCAAAACACUGCCCCAGGUUUUCCUGCCCCAGCCAUUGUAAAAAUGAACCUUCGCAUUGGGCUCCAGUCAUUGGCUCGAAUAUUUACGCAGAUACAUCUAGCAUUUGUCGGACGGCUGUACAUGCAGGUGUCAUUAAAGAUGAGUCUGGAGGAUAUGUGGAUGUGAUGCCUGUAGACAAGAAAAAUCAUUAUUUCGGCUCCAACAAAAAUGGGAUCCACUCAGAAAGCAUUAAGAACCGUAAAGAAGGUAAAGCUUUCCGCAUUUUUGCUGUGAAGCAAUAAUAAGAAAACCUAUGGCGGGAUGUUUAUAAACAUUGAGGAGUCCAAAGAUACCCUAUCUUGCCUGCUUUAUGGAAUCGGGACACCCACCAUCUAUCUCAUAAAUGAUAUCUCUAGACUCUGAGGGUUUAUAUGGUGACUGCCUCCAGACCUGGACUCAUCUGCACUACAGAAAUGGUUGUCACUCCAGGGGAAGAAGUGUGUGUCUAGUGAAGACCCUCUGAUAUCUCAGAGGUGAUAGAGGCAUCACCAUUUCCUCUGGCAUGUAGGGUCACUGAUAAGACAACAAAAAUUCUUAUGGAAUUUAGUAAAAAAAUUUUUUUUGGGUUGGAUGCAUUGGGGGUGGAGGCUGGUUGGGCAUGGUGGUACCAUUUCGCCUCCCAGUAUUGUAUAUAUUUACCUUUUGUAUUUUAUUUUAUAUAUUAUUUGGAUGAUUUUCUAUACAGCAGUGCUGGCGCCUUGUUAUUUUAUAUUUGGGAUAAUAUUCAUCUUUGUGUAUUCUUUUCUCUGUAUGUGCUAUGGAUAACAUCAGGAGGACCCCUUCCCCCCCUCACCCACACCUAAACAAUUGUCUGAUGAACGGACUGCACAGGGUUAAUACUUUACAGCUCAUGGUAGUUGGUGUGUGGCAGCACCUGCCUGCAUCCAUGACAUGGAUAUCAAGUGUAUGUACAUAGGAAUCACCCAUCUCUACAGUGAUCUUAUAGACACAGACAGACCCUCAUCCCUACUGAGAAAUAUUUAAGCAUUGGGUCUCUAUUAUGAAGACAGUGACCCCAAAGUCUGACUCAGUAGAUCUGACCAGUUAAAGAGCAUAAUCGCUGUAUAAUAAGAUGAUCUGCCACUUUGUAAUAAACUUGUGUGCAGAGAUAGAUAGAUAUUACAUAUGUAUAAGAAUGCUUCCAUUCACUGACAGCUAGCAAAGAUCCUGAAAGUAAUGAUGAAUUGAAAAAAAAAAAUAUAUAUUUAUAAGGGCAUUGCACACCCCACUCCUUUAAAAUAAAAUCGUGCCAAAUUUAUUAAAAGGCUCUUGCUAUGAGCAGGCUUUGAUUUUUGACAACAAAAUUCUCAAUUUUCUGUAUUUUAAAUGAAUAAGUGUGUCUUAAACAUUCACACUAUACCCACAUAGUGAUCACACCCACUCUUCCAUGUUAUUAUCAAUUUCUGUUGAGUUUGGUGUAAAAGGUUUUGCACAAAAUUAGUGUGCACCGUGAUUUGUGUAGUUUGUGACCAAAACUGGCACAUCAAGCAUUGAUAAACAUGGACUAUAGUUUAAGAAAGUUGUAGAAUUUUCCCUGGUACAAAAUAAAAUUUUAUUUACAGAAGAUUGGACACCUGCCCUUUAAAUGAAUAUCAUGCAAAUGUUACAUACUUGACCACCAACCACGGCAUGGUUUGGAAUCUUUGGCUUGAACUCAAAUCUACACCUGUGAGAUGGUGUAGAUGUCAGCUAUAUUCUAUUGUACACUACAGUACAUAUGUCGGGCUACAUGAAGCCACACCCUACCAAGUGCUCAAUUUUUGGAAAAGUGUCAUGAGCGGAAAAAUUUGAAAAAAAUAAAAAUUAUAAUAAUUCGUUACUUUUUUGUGUAUAAUAAAGCUUGCACAUAAAUUUGUGACUUUUGUACACAAGGAAAUUUCGUAUAUGGUAAAAUAAAUUCCUCCCCUUUUGUUGACUGAAGCCUCCCUUUAAAGGGGUACUAUCGUGUUGACAACUUAUCCCCUAUCUAAAGGAUAGGGGAUAAGUUACCUGAUCACGCAG
Molecule: messenger RNA, 3532 nt
Organism: Hyla sarda
Lineage: Eukaryota; Metazoa; Chordata; Amphibia; Anura; Hylidae
Gene: CRISPLD2
Product: cysteine rich secretory protein LCCL domain containing 2
Exons: 15
Coding region: 280-1773 (497 amino acids)
Cellular component (GO): extracellular region
Source: RefSeq, a predicted model, not a curated record